GCUUGUUGGGGCCCCUCCCAUUUUGACGUAGGAAAUGAAUCAUUGCUGUAAAGAUGGCGAUGCACCUGUCUGUUCGUAGCUAAUCCUUAUUCCUUUUUUUAAGCGGUUCAUCAACAAUACUAAACAAAAUAUUGGGGUAAUUUAUUGUACAAGCGAUUACAUUUAGUAGUACAUCUCCGUAAAUUAAAUUGAUCAAAUAUGUCGACAGAGGAACUGUCAACUUCGGACAGCGAGGCUGCCUUCGCCGGUGCUGGGGAGAGAUGGGCGCCCGUUGGGGCUGUUGCCAACUCGGAGGAUGAGAGUCGAAUUGGAUACACGACCGAACCGAGAGGGAAAGGAUCCGUUUCGGCCAGUGAGCCGGAGAUGGCUUCCAGACUAAGGAAGCUGGAGGAGGAACAGGCCCAGCUGAAUUCUUCGCUGCUAGCGCUAACGUCUCACUUCGCUCAGGUGCAGUUCAGGCUGAAGCAGAUUGUUCAUGCUCAGACUGACGAGAAGGAGAGCAUGUUAGUGGAACUGGAAGAGUUCGCUUUCAAAGGUUGCCCUCACGUCGUAGGAUGCCGAGCACAGGAUACAAAACAGCUGGAAAACUCGAGCGAGAGGGAGAAGAGAGAGCGUCUGGAGGUCCAGAGAGAGAAGCAGAAGGACCUCAUCAUCCAGUUGAAAACGCAGCUGGACGACCUGGAGCGCUUUGCCUACCAGGAGGGCAGCUACGACUCCGUGCCCCAGGCUGUGGUGAUGGAGAGACAGAAGGUGAUCAUCGACGAGCUGAUUAAGAAGCUGGACGUGAACCUGAACGAGGACAUCGGGAACCUGACCCCAGAGGAGCUGAGGCAGAGGGUCGACGCUGCCAUCGCCCAGAUCGUCAACCCAGCUCGGGUCAAAGAGCAGCUGGUGGACCAGCUGAAAACCCAGAUCAGAGACCUGGAGAUGUUCAUCAACUUCAUCCAGGACGAGGUGGGGAACCCCCUCCUCUCGGACGGGGCCCCCAGCCAGCAGCCGGGGAACGCUGGCUCCAACACCAGAGCCCCUGGAGGACGGAAGAAAAUGGAUCCUGAGCACGCCCAGAAGGUGCGCGACACGGGGCUGCAGCUGAUCCAACGCGCCCUGGCCGUGCUGCAGAUCUUCGCCGUCAGCCAGUUUGGCUGCGCCGCCGGCCGCGUCCCCCCGAUGUGGUCCCACACCGACGGGGGGCAGGGCCACGGGCCCCUCCUGCAGAGCCUGGAGGGGGCCGUGGACCGGGUUCGAGUCCUGGCCUCCUGCAGGCAGCCGUCGGUGGAUCACGUGGUGAGCUACUCCAGCAGCGGCACGGCCCUGGGGCCCCGGGACGAGCUGACGGCCGCCGUGAGGAAGGAGCUGGCCCUGGCCUUGAGGGACCUGCUGGCCCACGGCCUCUACGCCCCCUCCCAGGGCAUGAGCCUGGUCCUGGCCCCCAUCUCCUGCCUGCUGCCUCGCAGCUCCGCCCCGCAGACCAUGCACCCCUGGGAGCUGUUCGUCAAGUACUACCACUCCAAGAACGGCAAGGCCUUCGUGGAGUCGCCCGCCCGCCAGCUCUCCCAGUCCUUCAGCCUUCCCAUGGGCGGUGGCCCUGUCACCGUCACCCCCAAACAGUCCCUGCUGUGGGCGAUCCACUCGGUCCUGCAGGAGCACGACCGCUACAAGCGAGGAGCGGACUCCGAGUUCAAGGCUCUGGUGUGCAUGGCGCUGAACGAGCAGAGGCUGGUGUCCUGGCUCAACCUGCUGUGCAAGUCGGGGACCCUGGUGCACCCCCACUACCAGCCCUGGAGCUACAUGGCCCAGACGGGGUUCGAGGGAGCGCUGAGGAUCCUGGGGCGCGUCAGUCACCUCCGGUUCAACCUGCCCGUGGAUCUGGCGGUACGACAGCUCAAGAACAUCAAGGACGCCUUCUGAGUUGUGCCUGGAGAGGGGGCGCUAGACCUGGCUUUGAGGUGGGGCCGUCACCUCAGCACUGGUUGUCGUUUUCCUCUGGUACUUAACAGUAUUAUUGACUGAUUCGUUGAGUCCUGAAUGAGUCUCAGACUUCAAACGUGCCGAAAGAAGUUUGUGAAGCAGGAAGUGUGGUUUGGUUUGUCCCCUAAGCUGGCAAAGCGUCUACCCUCUCUAAAGUGGUCGAUUAAAUCGCUGUUCAACCCAAACCAAGUGUGUGAUGUUUGGUUGCAUGGUCUAUUUGAUAUUCUGUAACUUGGUUUGGUUUCAUAUGAAUUAUUAUCACAACCAUUAUCCGUGACCCAAAGGUUUAUUAAAUAUAAAGCCCUCCUGAAGGUUUAGGUGAUGCAUUACAUAGAUUACUACUGAGCAUCAAAAGGUCUUUAACACUAGACAGCUACGACCAGGAUGCACUAGAUCCUUAUCAAGCUCUUAUGAUUUCAAGCUCUUUUUCUACCAACCUCUUAAAUUGUAGCUUCAAACACAUUACGUUAACGUUUCAGUUAACAAACGCUACUUCGCCACUCGUGCUCAUCGUGACAAAGUCCUCUGUGUCAUUCUUCUACACGCCGCUCUUAGAAGCUCGGCUAGACAGCCUACGAAACCGUCCGCGACAGUAGCUCUCGCUUUUGCGCUUGUGCAUGACGAUAGCGACUGAUGCUAAUCCCAUGAUGUCUGAGUAGAAGACCAUUCUGAACGCCUCACUAGUAGAAGCUUUAAGCUUUUUUAUGUCUUAUCCCUAUGGAGAUGAGUUGGCCCCACACAGGAAUGUGGUUGGGGCCUUUUACUGUAAUAGGAUACUGAAACGAUCAUCCAUAUAAUGGUUGAUUGCUAAUGAGACCAAAAGUAACGUUAUUCCACAUAACACAGGACAGUGACACCAUAUACCAGAGCUCUGUGUUACCUUGCAUUGGUCACUGUGUAACUUAUGCGUGCGUGUCUUGUUACAAUGAGUCCAUGGAGGACUGAUCGACCACAAUUCACUGCCCUCGGGUCAAUUACAACUGGCACUAGAGUACUCCCUCUAACCGGCUCAUGAUUGUAUAACAUGGAAAGAUUGUAUUGUGAAACAGGCCAAACUGUCGCAUUAAACCUUUCACUCCUUAUACAGUUGUGAGAAAUGAUCUGAUCGUUUGAACAAAGCCUCUUGUGUUCAAGUGGAUGACGUGUACACCCUGUAGUAAGUGCUGCUUAUUUCACAAAUGUCACUUAUUUCAAUUAAGAUUAUUACAUGAAUACAUGUUGAUUCCUAAACUGCAAUGUAUUUAAUUAUAUACCUGAUUUAAAAUGAUUAUGGGAUGUGGACAAUUUCAGUUUCUUUUGCUGAGUGUCCUGAGAGAUCAGUAAAAACAUGUGAAAUGUUAUCUUCUUAUCACAUGUGAAUCACGUGUGCAUCUGAAUGUUCAAAGCAUGAAUGUUAUGAAACAGGCGUGUUGUGUGUUUCUCCACCUGACCUGUUCUCGUACUUUUCCAUUGUUAUGAUUUGUUAUUCUCUAAAUUAAUAUCAACAUUCUGUUUGUUGUCGAAAUGUGUCUGUAUAAAUGUGAUGUAAUUGCAUAACCUUCCCCCUGCGUUCUCCUGGUGUGUGUUUGUAUGUUAGGGGUGGAAGGACAGAUCUUAUAGGGCAGCCUUUCUCAUCCAUGGUCCUUGUGCCACCUUGACCUGCAUAUCCUAGAUCAGUGGUUCUCAAACCUGUCCUCAAGUACCACCUGUCCAGCAUGUUCUAGAUGUUUCCCUGCUCCAACACGCCUGAUUCAAAUGAAUGGGUAGUCAUCAGGCUGCUGUUGAGCUAUAGAACGACUCAAUCAUUUGAAUCGGGUGUGUUGGAGCAGGGAAACAUUUAAACAUGCAGGACAGGGGUCCUUGAGCACCAGGGUUGAGAACCACUGUUAUAAGAGAGGUAUUUGUGUCUGAGACAUCCAUGUGUCUAAAUAACCUGUAUAACAGCUGUGUUCUGUGUCCACCCUAGAACACAUUAAGUGCUCUACAUGCUCUAUAUGUCUACAUGUAAGUCACACCCCAUUAGUAUAUAUAUAUAUAUAUAUAUAUAUAUUUUUUUUUGUCCAUUAUUAUUUACUCACAAUUUAAAUU
Molecule: messenger RNA, 4035 nt
Organism: Osmerus eperlanus (European smelt)
Lineage: Eukaryota; Metazoa; Chordata; Actinopteri; Osmeriformes; Osmeridae
Gene: rundc1
Product: RUN domain containing 1
Exons: 5
Coding region: 199-1908 (569 amino acids)
Source: RefSeq, a predicted model, not a curated record